AUGGAUGCUCCGGAGGUGGUUCCCCAACGUGUCCAUCCCAAGAAGAAACCAUGUGUGGAUGGCAAUCAACAGCAGCAUUCCCAAUCCCAGACAUCCAUGGGCCAGUGUCACACGAUAUCCGAGGUGCUUAACGACGACAACCUCCUCAUCGAGAUCCUCAUCCGUGUGGGCUUCCCUACCACCCUCGUCCGCGCCGCCCUCGUCUGCAAGCGCUGGUACCACCACGCCUCAGACCGCGGGUUCCUCUGUCGUUUCCGCAAGCGCAACCCACCCCGCCUCCUUGGCUUAUACAUCGACGUAAGGUGGACCUGGUUGGGGUUGUACGCUACUCCGCGCUUUGUCCCAAUGCAGCCCCAGGCCCCGGAGCUUGACACCGUUGUCCGCCGCGUGGCGAGCCAUAGCUUCGACGCCUACGGUGACGGAAUAUGGAUCAUGCACUGCCAGAAUGGUAGCAUCUUCACCAGAUACCGCAAAGGAACAGAAGUGACACAUGGAGUUUACCGCCCAUUGUGCCCUGAGAGAGACAUGGACUUCAUUCCACCACUCCCAACCGCCCAGAACCACAUGCAAAAACUUCUUGGUGCAAUCCUCUCCAAAGAAGAAGGUGAUGGGCUGUCCUACCUGUAUGUGUUGGCGGAGUGUACCACGCAAACAAAAACUUUCAAGGUGCGUGUGUAUAUGUUGCAAGGCGGCGUCUGGUGCAUGCAUACCUCGGCCACAACACAACUCCCUCAUAUGCUGCCUGCACUGAAAGCAGUGCUUGUUGACGAUAAAAUUUAUAUGGCUGACGUCUUCAGUAAUGACAUUAUUGUCUUGGAUUUGGCGACCUCGAGUUUUUCCAGAAUUCUGCUCCCACAAGGAGUGAAGUAUCACACUCUUCACACCAUCUUGUCUCGGGCUGAUGAUGCUUCCGGUCUAUAUCUCAUCCAUGUCCAUGUCAAGGAGCAUCAACUUUGCAUCUGGCUCCACAAGGGGGACAACUGGUUGCUGGUCGAUACCCUUUGUUUGCAUCAGAUGUGGGCUAAUUUGAGGAUGCAAGAUCACACGCUCGAGGACGAGGAUAUUAGUUACGCCUAUAUAAGCCAGGUGGGAGAUAAUGUUCAGUUUGUGUUCUUGAAGACAAUGUGUGGACGCAUACUCUAUCUGGACGUCACUAGCAGGACACUACAUAAAGUGCAUGGGAUGACAGAAAAGGAUCGACAUUUCAGUGCUAUCUAUCCUUUUAUGAUGAUUUGGCCGCCCAUAUUCCCUGCGCUCAAGGAUGAUCAAGCAAGGUUUUCCCUUUGGCCUUUACAUGAUCUAUGUAUUGCUCUUGUUGAGGCUAGUUUGUUUUGCGCAGAAAUUUCUAUGCUGCGGGCAGGGGAGUUGGGUGGAAAUGGGUCAACCUGA
This is a messenger RNA of Triticum turgidum subsp. durum (durum wheat), 1389 nucleotides long. Lineage: Eukaryota; Viridiplantae; Streptophyta; Magnoliopsida; Poales; Poaceae. The record is from the annotation of a GenBank genome assembly.